AUGGUUGGUCAAUCAAGUCAAUCGAAGCCUAAGCGAAAACAUCAACAAUGGAAUACUUAUGCAAUAUCAUUUUGUGAAAAUUGUAGUAAUUGUUGGUGUUGCAUAUGUUGUUGUCCAUGUGCUAUGGCUGAAAUUUAUCACUAUACUUGGUCAUUACCAUGGUUAAUAGCAUUAAUAUUUUCUUUUUUACUAAUGCCAAUUCAAAUGCUAACCAUAUGCUUAGUACGUAUGAGAAUUCGACGUGCACAUAAACUGGAAGGUAAUUGUAUCAAUGAUUUAUGUUGUCUAGUUUUUUGUUGUUGGCCACUUAUCAUUUGUCAAUUAAGAGAUGAAAUUCUAUAUUUACGAUCGAGAUCUGAAUGGAAAUUAGGUUAUCCAAAAAAAGCGGAUGAUAAACCUCCCUGGGUCAAGCUAUUUAAGAGAUCAAAAAAAAGAAAUACCGAUGAUUUGGAAAGUUCAUAUAUCAGUAGCGAUGAUGAUGAUGCUGAUGAUGAUGAUGAUGAUGAUGAUGAUGAUGAUGAUGAAGAUGAUGAUGAAGAUGAUGAUGAAGAAGAUGAUGAUGAUGAUGAAGAUGAAGAAGAUGAUGAUGAAGAUGAUGAUGACGAUGAUAAUAAUAAAAAUAAAAAAAAUAAAAAUAAAAAUAAUAGUAAUAAUAAUAAUAAUAAUAAUGAUCCUGAUGACAAUAAUAAUAAUAAUAAUGCUGAUGAUGGUGAAGAUGAAGAGUAUGAUGUCGAAGAAGAUGAGAGAGGCGGUGAGGUAGACUACAACGACGUCGAUAAUGAUGAUGCCUAUGAUAGUGAUGAUGAUGACGAUGAUGAUGAUGAUGAUGAGGAGGAGGAGUAUGAUGUUGAGGAAGACAAAAGAAACGGCGAAAUCAAUUACACCAGCGUCGGUGCGCCAUAUCUAACCGGUGCGUUGCGUACUGAUAAGAGAUCGAGUGUAACACGUUUAAAGCUGACUUCAUCACAAUACGUAACGUGCAGCAGUAAAAUACUGAAGCCUGCUUCAGUUAUACAAGUUAGUUGUUCUGUAAACUUUAGUCAUUAUUUCCAGGUCUACAAUAGACAUAUAAGAGUUCAGUGGUGGCCGACGUUGGAAAAUCCAUGGGUUGAAGACUCCUUGGUCGAUGAUGAUCUGAUUAAGAAAAAACCAGUAGAUUAUGAAGUUAGUAAAGCAGAAUAUGUAUGGGUUCAAAGAGUUUUGAAGAACAAUAAAAUCCCAUUUCCUGAAGGUAUAACGGCCCCUACUCCGAGCGGCUGGAUACCCCCUAUCCCUGAGUUAUCUAAGGAUGUGCCUUAUUCUGUCAGAAGGUCUAAGAAUCAUAUGCUACCCGUUUACUAUGAGGAAAAACAGAGGAAAAAAAAGGAGUGUACACAUGGGACUCGACAGCUGACGGUCAUUAGACAUGUUGAUGGAGAUAUGCAAGCUUUGGCUGAUGAUCUUCGGACGCUUCUUCAACCGAAAUGUGAAGCUGGACUGUUUCUCUGCCAAGUAGAUGAAGUAACACGUUGUAUAAAAAUCGAAGGAUUAUUCCAAGAAGAGGUGGCUAAAUUUCUUCUCAGCAAGGGGUUUUGA
Schistosoma turkestanicum is the source of this 1575-nucleotide messenger RNA. The record is from the annotation of a GenBank genome assembly. Lineage: Eukaryota; Metazoa; Platyhelminthes; Trematoda; Strigeidida; Schistosomatidae.